Molecule: messenger RNA, 1287 nt
Organism: Alternaria atra
Lineage: Eukaryota; Fungi; Ascomycota; Dothideomycetes; Pleosporales; Pleosporaceae
Exons: 4
Coding region: 1-1287 (428 amino acids)
Source: RefSeq, a predicted model, not a curated record
AUGAAUACCGAAAAUUCUUUCCCCGACCGCCAGCGCGCUGAUACCACUACUACACCGGCCCGUUUUGUCGCGUCAAUUGCUCAGAUGCUUCGUGGACCUGCUGGUUUUGAUGGCUUCGGUGUGAUCCGGGACGACCAGUACUUCCUGAUGCAGCAGCCUACUGUAUACGCGGGCAACGAAAGAGUCUGGCGCCGUAAUCAAGCAGACUCUUACCAAACUCAGGGUAACGCUCAACAUGAUACGUUCUACCCCGGUUGGAACAUGCUUGGAGAGCUCCAGCACUUCGAACCCAGUCUUCCGCAGUAUCCAGAGACCAAUGUCGCCCUCGGUUCCCACAACGGCUUUGUCGAUGAGUACACGUAUCCUCUGGGUCGGCUUUCUCCUUCAAACAGCGCCGAACUUCUCACAUCGCCCGAUUUGCCCGACAAUGAUGGCGCUGUCAAUGUUGAAGAACCCGUGGAUGUCGUGAAAAACUCGCUUGUCGAGAAAGAGAAACAAGCUAGGGCGGUGCUGAAGAAGCAGCGGAGCCAGGACAGUGUGGUCGAGCAGAUGGGUGAAUCCGUCAACAUUGUCCAGACAGCCACUGGGGUCCAAUUCGGUGGCGUUUACUGGACUGCACCUGCCAAUGACACAACUAUCCCUUCAUCACCGGCAGAGAUAGUCCUACGCAUCAACACACUGACGAAGGCUAUGCAGAACAGGCACGGUUGUAGGGAGAAGACUACAACCGGCCAAUAUCGGAAUCGUUGGAGUGACGAUUCAACUUACUACUCCGAGGACGAAUUCAAGGCAGCUUCUCGCGAUCUUGUGCUCGCUAUGGUCGAUAUCCAUCAAAACGGUUGGACCAAGACCAUCUUCGACAAGGGCGAACGUGAGAAUUGCCAGGCCACAAUGUUCUACACCUUUGGGGAUCGUUUCGAAGCCCUUCGGGAGCUUCUUCAUUACUCAAAGACAACUUGCCAGGACAUCCUGAAGGGUACCCGUUUCCAUACGAUCAUCGGAAAUCCACGCACUCUCACCUUCCGCACGGCGACCAACAAAGUUGCGAAUGCGCAUAAGGCUAGUCUUAUUGCGAGAGGUAAGGAGUCUUCCAACAACGAGAAGCACACAAUCAGUGAGGCGCACUCCAACUCCGAGGAGUGUUCCAACAGCGAAGAGUCUCCAGGGCCUAAGAGACCUUCAAAGGGCAAGAAACGGGCUCAUGAAGACGUGCUUCAGGUGAAGGAAAAGCCGGGGGUCAACCUUCUCCGUCCAGAAGCGGCUGCGAAGAAGCGGCGCAAGACGUGA